AUGGAUGCAGCUACUUGCAGCUCUGGUUGCAGCCAGCAAAGCACUGAACAUUGGAAGAAGUCCGCUCCCUGUUCUGAACUGAAGCCCCUUACUUCCUCAGACUCAGACAGAGACCCAGUGGGUCUUCAUAGCCCGCUGCGUGCUGCAGGGCAACCCUCGGAGCCUCAUGCAGAGCUGAAAUCCAUGGACAGGAUGGAGAAUUUCAGUACUGCUUUCAAAAGAGACUUCUCUGAGCUCUCCGCUACUAGAAGUAGUUCUGUUAGUCCAAAGGAUAGUUCCACCCAAGGAUACCUCACCACUUCGAACUCUUCCUCACUCCACUUCCAUCCUGGCACCAGGAGCCCGGAAGGACAAACCACUGGACAGGAGCAAGAGGCUGGUGUCAGAAAGUGUGAGGAUGACAAAGUCCAGAUCCAAGGCAAGACCUUAGCAGACAGCUACAUUGCUGUAAAAGUGGCCCAUGUGAACGGCAGUGAGGACAGCUCAGACAGCUGCCUGGGGUCUCAGAAGAACUCUUUCAAAGCUUUACCAGAAGAGGGUUGGGAUUCAGGGUUUCCAGUGAACUCUCCUCGAAGAGCUGACAAAGAGAACGCUUUACAGUGCAGCUCCAAAGCAUCUUUGCACCAGGAUUUAGAAACAAACGAAGAAGAUGCAAGACCAAAGCAAGAAAACCAUCUCCAUGCCCUGGGAAAGACUAAGGGGGGCUACCACACCCAUCCUGGCGAAAAGAAUCCGUGUGAGCAUUCCAAAGACGGAUGGGUGGCCUCUGCACCAGUGCCAGGGAUACACAAAGCCUCCAGUGGGCGCUCAAGAGCGAAGACAGGGUCCUCAUCCGUCAAAACAGCUCGGAAGAACAAACGGGCAUCGGGACUGAGAAUAAAUGACUAUGACAACCAAUGUGACGUUGUCUAUAUCAGCCAGCCAAUAACUGAAUGCCACCUGGAGAGCCAGCGGUCAGUGUCCCGGAGGACAGCUCGGAAGAGCACCCGCGGGUAUUAUUUCAAUGGCGAGUGCUGUGAGCUGCCAACUGUCCGCACGCUGGUGAAAAGCUCCCGAGUGGGAGAGAGAGGAAACGGUCCGGCGCGGAGGACGGAAGCAUUACUGAGCGCUAAGCAGAGCCCGGCGCUCUCUGGAGGCGAGCCUUCGGAGGCAGCCCAAGCUGUGGGGAAAGAGGCUGACAAAAGAGCGUCCCUCAGGCUCCUGUCCAAAGGGGCUCCCCCCAGCAGAGAAGCUAACGAGAGAGCAGAAAAGGAGCCCAGCGAGGGCGGCUUGCUGAAGUCAAGAGAAGCUGCUUACACUGAGCCACUGCUGGCUCUGUCUGCUCCCCCCUGCCCUGACAAUGCACCAGAAGGCGGCUCGGCCACCACGCAGCCUCUAGCCAUCGGGCCCCCUGCUGCUGAAGGAAGCGAGGAGAGGAUGUGCCAGCUGCUGGAAGAGGCGGAGGCAAAUGUUCUCCAGCAAGCUAGCAGUGGUGCUGACCUCUCUGGGGACUGUGGGCCCACAGAAGACAGCAGCAGGGAGGCUACAGAUUCGACACCUCUUUCUCCACCAGAAGCUGCUAGUAGGGAGGAAGGUUCUCCAUGCUCAGAAAUACAAGCUGUUCUGGCGCCUCCUGCCGGCCUGGACCCGGCGCCUCCUGCCGGCCUGGACCCGGCGCCUCCUGCCGGCCUGGACCCGGCGCCUCCUGCCGGCCUGGACCCGACGCCUCCUUUGCAGCUUCCCACCACCAUGGACCUAGCGCUUCCUACCAGUGCAGACCUGGUGCACCAUGCAGAGCCUCCUGCCAGCAUGGACCCUGAGCCGCCUGCUGGAGUAGACCUGGAGCUGGCUGGGGCACUUCCUGGAGAGCCCCCAACUAGUACAGACCUGGAGCUUCCUGCCAUGCCCCCUGCCAGCAUGGACCUGGAGACUCCCAUGCAGCCCCCUGCGAGUUUGGAGGCCGAGCCCCCUGCAAGCUUGCAGUCUGCCGAUGUGACGGAAAACAUUCCUGCUGACCCAGAAGCUGACGUAAGGGAGGUGUGGGAAGGCCCACCUGAGCCAGGGGAGGCCAUGCCGACUCUUGCAGAGCUCAGUGGAAUCUUGGCAGGCGAGACUGCCCCAGAGAGCAGCAGGCUGGGUGAGAGAGAGAACGGCGAUGGUGAAAUGCCACCAGGACCUGACACUUCAGAAACGGAUGGUAAAGGGAGCGUCUUGUCCAAAGAAAACCCAGAGAAGAAGCAAAAGAAAGGCAGGAGAGCGCUCGUAGCAUCAGACCGGCGUCUCCGCAGCCAGCAAUCCCAGCCACCCACGGAAGCCAGUGCUGAAAAGUCUGGUUCCUCCACCUCUCUGCAGCUUCCCUGUCUUCAGAUUAAGCUUUCUAAAAGUCCCGGUGCAAAGCGUUUUAGGAGGGAGGUGCACCUUGACGGAGCAGCAUCCGUGUGCUUCCCAAAGGAUUGCUUCCACAAAACACUGCUGAAGAACAUCCAGGGCCCAGACACCGGGAGUGCCCUUGAGAGAGAGCCCGUGCAGCGGGGAGGAGACGAAAAUGGCAUUACUACUAGGCAAACCUAUAAAAGCAUGUUGGCAAAAGAGAGUGCAGCGGAGAGAGAAGGGUCAUCGAAAGAUGGCCCCCCUGCUAAAGCCAGCCAUAGUAAGUCAGGGGAGAUGCUUGAGAUCUGUGUAGAGGCUAAUUCUGAUAAGAGAAGUGUUCUCCUUCCUAGGGAAAGUGGAACAAGUGUACAGGACGCAGAGCAAUCGGAUGAGAAACCAGGUGAUGUGGAGAACCCAGACAAUGCUGUAGAUGCUGGAAAGGUACAGUAUAAAGAUCUGACUGAUUCGCCUACAGGUCCCAGUAGUAAAAGUGGAAGCAAACACGUCCCAUCCAAGACUUGGAAGCAUAAAAAGUUGGCCCUUCCAGUUUACAACUUGAGACACACCCCUACACCUGUGCACACUGCAAAAAAGAAUCUUCCAGGGAAGGAAGUUCUGCAAGCCAAUCCAAACCAGAAGGAAGAACACAGUUCAGGGAACAAAGACACCACAGAUUUGAAGGAGGUGGACACAGUGGCUGAGGACAAACCAAAGUUUGUGGAGUGGUGUGCUGAGGAAGAGAAUCAGGAACUUAUUGCUGACUUUAAUGCCCAGUAUAUGAAAGUUCAGAAAGGCUGGAUUCAGUUGGAAAAAGAAGCACAGCCAGCCCCCAAAGUAAAGAACAAAGCUGACAAGCUGAAAGAGAUUUGGAAAAGCAAGAAAAGAACCCGGAAAUGUAGAGCGUCUCUCGAAGUUCAAAAGCUUUCCCCUGUCCAGAUGCUGUUUAUGAAGGCCUUCAAGUUAUCCAACAUUUGCCGUUGGUUCUUGGAGACAACUGAAACCAGGUCACUAGUCAUUGUGAAGAAACUCAAUACCCGUCUCCCAGGAGAUGUCCCCCCCAUCAAGAUCCCUUUGCAGAAGUAUUGUUCUUCCAGCCUGUAUCCCAGCUCACUGCAAGCUGAACGCUUGAAAAAACACCUCAAGAAAUUUGCUGCAACUACCCCUGCUAAAAAUAACUUGAAGAAUCAAAAGUUAUGGGCCAGGCUUCGGGAGAACGCUGACAGUACGGAGCCCGGGGAAGCCGCCAGUCCCAACCAGACGUCUCCUUGUGAGGCUAGCUCAGAAGAAGCUGGUGAAGACAGAAACAUGCAGCCCCCUCCAAGUCUGCCAACGCAGGCCAGCACUAGGAUUCUGCGGAAAUACUCCAAUCUGAGGGGCAAACUGCGAGCCCAGCACCGCCUGGCAAAGAAUGAGAGAAAGGGGGAGAGUGCAGCUGAUCAUCCCUCAGUGGAAAGUAAGCAAAGCCGGAAGAGCGUCUGCAUCAACCCGCUGAUGUCUCCAAAGCUGGCCUUGCAGGUCAAAGCUGAUGUGUUUCCUGCGAAGUCCAUGCGAGCGGAAGCAGCAGUGAAGGGAAGAAAAGGGAAAAGCAGGUUCCAGGAGGACUCCUUGCCCAGAGCUGACCCUCAGCCAGGCAGAAAGAAGAGAACACUGCGGGAGAGCAGCACUGUGCCAGAGCCGUCUCGCUCCUCCAGUAAAGACAGGCUGCCAGCUAAGAAGGGCAGCAAAGGAAAACAUUCCGAGGUUCCCCCGAAAGCGCCUGCUACCAGAAAGCAGGCUGCCAUGGAAAGAAGCAGUAAGCUCGAGAAAAAGGUGUCUUCGAAAGAGAAGAGAGUCCCAAAAAGGCAGCUUGGCAAAGGCAGACUCCCCCUCCCGAAAGUCAAAGAGAACCCCGCCCAAAGAGCUGCACCCCUGCCCAGCCGGGACGGGCUCACCAAAUCUGCAAAGCUGAAACCCGCGGGGGAGCCCUCUCCCAGGUCCCAGAAAGCAGCCGAUAAGAAGCCUAGCAGUGGGAAAACUCUGACCAGGUCUAUGAAGAAAAUUCAAGAGAGCAGCACGUCCCAGGGCAAGAGAAAGUUAAGGGCAAAAGUUGACUGUUCACACAGCAAGCGAACACGACUGGAUGCAAAAUAACAGAGAAUGGUAGCCAUGUAAAAACUGUUGUAUAGUAGUAACCCUCGAUCAUGCAUUAACUGAAGCUGCUUUUAUAAGCUGUAGCAAGCCUUUCAAAAUCCGCAGUUAAAG
Emys orbicularis (European pond turtle) is the source of this 4590-nucleotide messenger RNA. RefSeq lists its product as uncharacterized. Lineage: Eukaryota; Metazoa; Chordata; Testudines; Emydidae. Bases 1 to 4479 code for a protein of 1492 amino acids. The transcript has a single exon. The record is from RefSeq and is a predicted model, not a curated record.